AGAUACAUGCGAUAGGUUCGGCAAAUGAUAUCGAAGAACGAUAGGCACCGAUAAGUUCGGACAAGUAGAAGAGGAAAUAAUAUUUGUAUUUACUUACGCACAUAGCACUCGAAAUGAAGGGAUCGGCCACGCUGUUGGUGGUUGCGUUGGCGCUGCUACUUGGACCGGAGAACACGGCCGGCAAAUCGGAUCCGGGCAUCGUGGACGUGCUGGUGACCACGGACUUGUCCAGCAUCCGGGAGCAGCGUCCCCUGCUGGCCAACACCAAUAUCUACGCCCAGAUUAAGGGCUGCACUUCCAAGGUGGAAACAAACCUGACCAUUACGUUUCGGCUGACGGAGCACCCCUGCAUAUUCGAUGACCGCACGCUGCAGACCAUUGCCCAGAAUCUUACGCUGCAGAAGAACGCCACCAUCAAUAAUGUCAUCACAGAGAUCACCAGGACAUAUCCCUGCAACGGACUCAUCGUCCUGGCGAUAAACAAGGACAAGCCGGUCCAAGGAGCCGCGAUCCCAUCACCGGAGCCCAAGCAUCCCAUGCUGGAGCACAAGCACCCACUUUCGCCCACAACGAACCCGAUUGCGAGCGUCAAGGAGGAUGGCAUCUACGAAAUUGAAGUGAACAUCGCACCUUCCCAGUCCGCACCGUUCAAUGCCGUGGUGCACAUAGAGUUCCUGGGCCCACACGGCUACAUCUCGGCCAUAGACUGGCCAUUCCUGCCGUUCUAUUUAAUCAUGUGCAUUGUUUACGUGAUAUUUGGAAUUAUUUGGCUGUUUGUUUCCUUCGCGCAAUGGCGAGAUCUUUUGAGAAUCCAGUUCUGGAUUGGUGGCGUCAUACUGCUGGGAAUGCUGGAGAAGGCCUUCUUCUACGCCGAAUACCAAACACUGACGAACAAGGGAGUUGCAGUUCAGCACGCCGAGCUAGUGGCCGAGUUUGUGUCCUGUGCGAAGCGAACGCUGGCCAGGAUGCUGGUCAUCAUCAUGAGUCUCGGCUUUGGCAUUGUCAAACCCCGCUUGGGACCCAUGCUGCAUCGCGUGGUGGGCGUGGGAACCCUCUACUUUCUGCUGGCCUGCGUGGAGAGCUACCUGCGCAUCACCAAUGUGAAGACCGAUCGCAGCGAGCUGCUGGUGGCGAGCAUUCCACUGGCGGUGCUGGACACAGGAAUAUGCUGGUGGAUUUUCACCUCGCUCGUGCAGACCACUCGCACUCUCAGACUUAGAAGGAACAUGGUCAAGCUCUCACUGUAUAGGCACUUCACCAACACGCUGAUCUUCGCCGUUAUCGCUUCCGUCAUCUUCAUGCUGUUUGCGCUGGGUUUGCGUAAGGUCGAGAAUUGCACGCCUGGCUGGCGCGACAUUUGGGUGGAUACUGGCUUCUGGCACAUUCUGUUUUCGGUUCUGCUGCUGGUGAUUAUGAUUCUAUGGCGACCAACGAAUAACAACCAGCGCUACGCCUUCACCCCGCUGCUGGAUAACCCAGAAGACGAGGACGACGAUGACGAGGAGGAUCAGUUCGUGGCUGAUGCGUACGGCGUGAAAAUGCGCGGCCAGAAUGGAACGCCGAAAACGUCGACGACAUCACGAAAUGCCACGACCACCGAGGAGGACGACCUGCGCUGGGUGGAGGAGAACAUACCAUCUUCGAUGGCGGACUCGGCGCUGCCCAUCCUUGACUCCGAUGAGGAAAUCAUUAACACCAAGUUCGAGGUGUCGAAAAUGCAAUAAGCUGUGACUUUCGCUGGACCGAAGAGACUUUUUACGCAUAUUUUUGCACAUUCACGCAACCGUGUCGCCCGCCAGCAGCAAGUCCCCCAAUUUGCAAUGUAUUUCUUAGUUCUAUCCGCCAUCGUUGAGGAAAACCUUUAUUGCUGUGCUGCGCUGACACCGAUCUUCCAAUUUCGAGAACUAUUUGUCCGGGCACGCCUUCUGAACCCGUGUAAAAUAUUGUAUGUAAUCGUAGUUCCUGCUACGCGCACGUGCUCCCCGUCUAAAUAAACCUAACUUAUUCAUAAUACCUAGCCUAAGUUGUAGAUACCUACGCGACGAACCGAGAACUUAAUUUAAAAACUUCGAUUUCAAUUCUAGUGCUGAGCCCCUAGUGCACUCGCAAAUGUGUGUGAGCAAGCUAUUGGUGGUCGCCUCAUUGUAUGUAUAUAGCUGGUAACACAAAUACGAAACGAUCUAUAUUAUUGUACGAGUAUUCUGUAAUAACUAUGAUAAAACGCGACUAUGCAAUGUCGGAGACACUUUAACUUAAACUAUUCGCUGAUAACUGAAAAGAUUAAAAGUAAUUAAAAGUAAGCACACAAUCGUUUGCGUCACACACCUCAAGGUAUUUAAUUACAUAUUUGUAAUCAAACGGUCUAAGAUUUUCAUAAAUAAAUGCAAUCGUAUCUUAAAGGUAGCCAUGA
Molecule: messenger RNA, 2410 nt
Organism: Drosophila erecta
Lineage: Eukaryota; Metazoa; Arthropoda; Insecta; Diptera; Drosophilidae
Product: transmembrane protein 87A
Exons: 10
Coding region: 114-1724 (536 amino acids)
Biological process (GO): retrograde transport, endosome to Golgi
Cellular component (GO): membrane; Golgi apparatus
Source: RefSeq, a predicted model, not a curated record